CGAAAGUUAAGCUGCAAUUGCACGCGCAGAGAGGAAUCCGUCCAAAAAAUGUGAGAACCCAAGCCCAAAACAUCACCAAAAGUCAAAACCCAGACAUCAGAGGAUUUGUCAACGUAUUUUUCAUAGUAAACAACGAUAUAUAUACUGGGAAAUACAACAGAAAUGUGUUGAUCGGAAGAAUCAAAGUGAUGGCGUCGCUUUCAUCAGUAUCGCUAUCAACGUCUUCAUCAGAGAUCUCAAUCUUCCCCUCAACUAAUCGGAAACUCGCUGUAUUACCAACAGCUGUCCGUACUUUUCCGGGACAGACAAUAAAGAAAACCAGAACACAAAUGAUUAAUGUGGCACAUGUUCAACCUCCUGAAGUCAACAAACCGCAUUGUUCCAUAAGGUCUACAUCUUUCAAUGUGGAAGGAACUGGAAGCACUACUUCACUUGAUGAAGAAGUUAAAGUUGAUGCUUCUGGGAUGGAGGUUUCCAUAAAGUUGCCUUUGUUUGAGACUCCAUCAUCCAGUACUGAUGCAGAAACUGAUGAUUCAGCCUCUCUUAGCGUUGCAGUUAUCGGGGCCACUGGUUUACUAGCCAGAACGAAAAUAUUUCCAGCAUUAUUUGCUUUGUAUUACAGUGGUCAUCUUCCAGAGAACACAACUGCAAAGCAAGAGGAAGCUAAGAAAGAUCCAACAAAGUGCUGUGUUUUCGUUUCCACCUUGGUUAUUUGCUCCAGCCAAGCUGUGAAGAACAAUUGGAGGGUGGAUGAGAAAUUUGGUAUAUUUGGGUACUCGAGGAAAAAUUUGACAGAAGAUCAUCUGAGAGCCAUAAUAGCACCAACUUUAAGUUGCCGCAUUGAUCACCAAGAAAACUGUGAAGAAAAAAUGGAUGCAUUUCUCAAAAGGAUAUUCUAUCUUAAUGGAGGGUAUGACAACCGAGAAGGAAUGUCAAAUCUCAAUACUCUCAUGGAAGAAGGUGAGGGAAAGUUUGGAGCAAACAGAAUAUUUUACCUUUCUGUGCCUCAAGAAGCACUUAUCGACGUAGCAUCCUCUCUUGCUGAAAAGGCCCAAACGCAGAGGGGUUGGAAUCGUGUAAUAAUUGAAAAACCCUUUGGUCUGGGUUUGUUUUCUUCUCAUCAGUUGACUAACUCGCUUCUUUCAGACUUUGAGGAAAAGCAAUUAUACAGGAUAGAUCAUCUUUUGGGAAGGAACACAAUCGAAAAUCUUGCGGUUCUAAGGUUCUCUAAUGUAGUAUUUAUGCCAUUAUGGAAUCGAAGUUACAUACACAACAUACAGGUCACUUUUUCUGAAGAGUUAGGCAUGCAGACCUCAGCAAGAUAUCCUAAUGGCUAUGGGAUAUUAGGAGAUGUUGUACACAGUCACAUCUUCCAGACAGUCGCCUUGCUUGCUAUGGAGCCGCCUGUCACCCUUGACGGUGAAGAUAUUCGUUAUGAGAAGGUUAAGGUUUUGAAAUCAAUACGAAAACUGGAAUCAUCUGAUGUAAUUCUUGGGCAUUACGAAGCUGAUUCUGGAAGUAACUUCAAGGAUAAGGACAACCCAAUACCCACAUAUUUUGGUGCUGUUUUAUACGUUGAUAAUGCACGGUGGGAUGGUGUGCCUUUUCUUAUUAAGGCUGGCAGGGGGCUCAAAAAGAACAGAGUCGAAAUUCGUAUACAAUUUCGUCGUGUUCCUGGAAACCUUUAUAAUAAAGAUGGAGGGCAUAUGCAAAAUCUUGCCACUAAUGACUUAAUUCUGCGUGAUGUGCCUGAUGAGGCCAUACUUGUCAGAAUCAAUAAUAAAAUUCCAGGAUUAGGCAUGAACUUGGAGGCUUCUGAGUUGAACUUACUUUAUAAGGACAAGUACAACGUUGAGAUAACCGAUUCUUAUGAGCAACUUCUUCACGAUGUAAUAGACGGAGACAACCAUCUAUUCAUGAGAAGUGAUGAGGUUGAAGCUGCGUGGAACGUUUUAUCUCCAGUUUUAAGUGAGUUGGACAACAACAAUGUAACAGUUGAACGAUACAACUUCGGUAGCAAAGGUCCAGAUAAAGCUGGUAAUCUCUGGGCUAAACAUGGGGUCCAGUGGUUGGAUGAUUAGCAAAUUUCCUAUCAAACCAUCAUACAAACAUUGAAAUUCAUAAAGAAGGAACUAUUAGAAAUCCACUCUCUCCAUUCUUGGUCUUCAUGGUCAUUGAUUGAGAUGGAAUCAAUGUCAAAAAUUUGCACACCUGUUACACACUACAGAAAAAUUCGACUUUAGAUCACCAUCUCUCACCCCCCCCAAACCCCCCAACCCCCUUUUUUUUUCUUCUGUCAUGUGGAUAUGACAUUACACUAGAAUCUGAAAGUUGGGGCGGCAUUGUUGGCACCACUUGUUUGUUUGUUUGUUUUGGGUUCUGUCUAAUUGAUGAGGUAAUGUGAAGCUGGUGGCAUAGUGACAUAUUGGUGAACUAACCACUUUGCUGAUUGCCUCCCA
Nicotiana attenuata is the source of this 2459-nucleotide messenger RNA. Its product is annotated as glucose-6-phosphate 1-dehydrogenase 4, chloroplastic. Gene Ontology annotation, biological process: glucose metabolic process. Lineage: Eukaryota; Viridiplantae; Streptophyta; Magnoliopsida; Solanales; Solanaceae. The transcript has 12 exons. The coding region runs from base 189 to 2081 and encodes 630 amino acids. Gene Ontology annotation, molecular function: glucose-6-phosphate dehydrogenase activity; NADP binding. The record is from RefSeq and is a predicted model, not a curated record.